CGCUCUUGAUAAAAAUAACGAAGAAACUGCGAAGCAGGCCUGCCCCCUUCCCUCCCUCGCGACAUUCCCCGUCGGCUCCUACUCUCCUUUGACCUCGAACGCGUUCCAAACGCGAGAGAGAGACCAUCUGAAAUGAUGCUCCUCAGAUCGAUACCCUCCUACUCUAUCUUCUUCUCUUCCGUGCUCCACCUUUUGUAGCCCGCCCUAUUUCUAUCAGACAUAUACAUAAAGCUUUUCUCCUCUUUCUCUCUCUCUCUCUCUCUCUCUUGAGCAAUGAAGUCGUCUUUGAAGAAGCUGCGAGGAUUCGCGCUUCACAAGAACGAUGCCAAGGAGAAAAGGGACUACCCUCAGACGGCGCAGCUCGACGAGCUCGCACAGGCGUCGCAGGAUAUGCAUGACAUGAGAAACUGCUAUGAUAGCUUACUUUCUGCUGCUGCGGCCACCACAAAUUGUGCAUUUGAGUUUUCGGAGUCGCUGCGGGAAAUGGGUGCCUGCCUUCUUGAGAAAACUGCAUUAAAUGAUGACGAAGAAAGUGGUAGAGUUCUGUUAAUGUUGGGGAAAGUUCAGUUUGAAAUUCAGAAACUUGUUGAUUGCUAUCGUUCUCAUAUUGUCCAGACAAUAUCUACCCCAUCGGAGUCCCUUCUAAAUGAACUUCGAACAGUGGAGGACAUGAAACGCCAGUGUGAUGAAAAAAGAAGUCUAUAUGAAUACAUGAUGGCGGCACAGAGAGAAAAGGGGAGGUCAAGAAGUGCCAGAGGAGAAACUUUUUCAUCCCAGCAGUUGCAAACAGCUCAAGAGGAAUAUGAUGACGAGGCAACUUUAUUUGUUUUCCGGUUGAAAUCAUUGAAGCAAGGGCAGUCUCGAAGUCUUCUAACACAGGCAGCUCGGCACCAUGCAGCACAGUUGAGUUUCUUUAAGAAAGGACUCAAGUCUCUGGAGGCAGUUGAGCCACAUGUAAAACUGGUUACUGAACAGCAACAUAUUGAUUACCAAUUCAGUGGACUUGAGGAUGAUGAUGGGGAAGAUGGUGAUGAGGAUUAUGGUGAUGAUGCCAAUGAUGUUGGGGAAUUGAGUUUUGAUUAUGGACAGAAUGACCAUGGACAAGACAUUGUUUCUACAUCUAGGAAUUCAAUGGAGCUAGAUCAAGUGGACCUCUCAUUUGCUGCAGCAUCAACGGUGGGAACUGCAAAGGAAAAUGUAGAUAAAAGUCAAGGGGAUCUGCCAACCUUAAGCAGGACUCCGAAGGUUGGUAGUCAAUCAGCACCUAUCUUUCCUGAUAAAAUGUUUGAUCCUGCAGAAAAGAUAAGAGACAUGCGACCUUCAUCAACUAGGAAGUUUCACACAUAUGUGCUCCCCACACCUGUUGAUGCUAAGAAUCCAGUUCUAGCCAGAUCAAGUACUCCAGCUGCUCGUGUACGGCAGGGAAGCAUGAGCGGUCAGACUCGCAAUUUGUGGUACUCAUCCCCACUGGAACCAAAGAAGCAUCUGAAAGAUCCCAGAGAUGAUCCAUCAUCAGACCCAUCUGGCCGCACCGUGAAGGCCCAGUCAGUGCUCAAAGAGAGCAACAGCACCUCCAUCAGGGCCCCACUAACCGAGGGACAAGCAUUCCGACAGUUUGACAUACACACUGCUUCUGAUUCUAAAAAGAUAAAGAGAUAUGCUUUCUCUGGCCCAUUAACGAGGAAUGAAUGGUCGAACAAACCUGCUUUGUCUGCCAGUGGUCCUAUAUCCUCAGCGGACCACCCACAGCUAGUUUCGGCGAUGCUCUCACGCAUCCCGAUGCGCCAUCCAUCCGUGUCUCCAAGAGUGUCCCCUCCAGCUUCACCACCUCUCAUGUCGUCGCCGAAGAUAAGCGAACUUCACGAGCUUCCUAGGCCACCGGUCAGUUUAGCUAACCCCACCAGACCUCUGGGUUUGCUUGGUCACUCGGCCCCUCUGGUUUCCAGAAGUCAAGAGCAUUCUCCGACAAACAAAGUGCCAUUGAUGACACCAAAAGCAGCAUCACCGCUCCCCAUGCCUCCUCCUGGAAGUGUCACUCGCAGUUACUCUAUACCUUCAAGUGGUCAAAGAGCGGCCGCAUUGAAUGCAGACAUUACUGAAGAAGUUGCUUCACCUCCGUUGACACCCAUUUCUUUAACGAAUACCCAGCCGGCAUCAACUGCCUCUGAGUCAGCCACUCGGCUUGGAAAAAUCUGAGCCUAGGAACGCACAUGGAACGAUUAUGAGAGACUGAAUGGAAGGGGUGCAUGGACGACUGAUCACUUUAAUAUCUUGAUCCAAUGUUGUUCGAAGUGUUGUGCGCCCAGACUACUUGGGAGGUUGGAGCCUACCAACAGUCCCUGCAUGGCCAGAGAAUUGGUCCCACCAAACAAUCCUAACGGUGCAAUUCGAACCAGGACUGAUUAUUGACUCUGGCCCAAAUGGGUGGAGCCCGGCAGAUGGUCUGGAUCAUGUAUAUGUUUGUGACAUGUUCCCAGAAUAUAUGGUAAGAGUCCAAUUGGGUGGUUGUUUUGGAGAGAGGGUGGUUAGUACACCUAAAUCGGCUACAUGGUAUGUGCAUCAACCACUUAGAUGGACUAACCAACCACUGAUGCAUGGGAGGAAACAGAUCUCUGUAGGGGAUCUACCAUUGACUUGCCCACACCAGAGGAUGGGCGAUGAUUCAGACAGUUCCCUUUCGAUGAUCCGAGCUAUCCAAUUGUUAAAAAUAAAAGAUGGGGAGUAAUAAGCGCAGAUGGCACCCCUUAUGAACAAGAAUUCUGGCCCACCACCCAUGCUUCGGAACCACCAGACCAGCAAUCAGGAUCUCUGUAAGGUGAGCCCCACCUUGUGCAGUCUGCUGGUCGACAACAAAAAUUUGCCAGCCU
Messenger RNA from Magnolia sinica, 2867 nucleotides. RefSeq lists its product as uncharacterized. The coding region runs from base 274 to 2196 and encodes 640 amino acids. The transcript has 11 exons. NCBI's taxonomy places the organism in Eukaryota, Viridiplantae, Streptophyta, Magnoliopsida, Magnoliales, Magnoliaceae. The record is from RefSeq and is a predicted model, not a curated record.